AUGUCGCUGUCGAAACUACUCGUGAAACUAGACAUCACAUCUCUUACAUGUGUGCCACGAGACAAAAGUGAACUUACAAAAGUUACUAAAAAAGAAGACAUUGCCAAAAUUGAAAGAGCAGCUGAGAGGGACAAAUCUCAAAAGGAGAGGCUGAAGCAUAACCAAAACACGCAAGAGGUGCUUGAAUGCACUAAUGCGACGCCGAUUCGUUUUGUCACUCGAUCUGUGGCGGUAUCGCACACCAGACUCCACGAGACAGGUUCGUUCCGUUGUCGACAUUGUCCAAGGGUCUUCGACACUGUGAUGAAGAGGUGCAACCAUGAGCGGACCAAACACACGCAUCUGGAAAAGCUGAACCGUUGCGGGCUUUGCAGCGAGACGUUCCAAUACUACCACCAAAAACAGAAACACCUUCUCGCAGUCCACAACGUCGACUGCCUGGCGAAAUGCCACGCGUGUGAACGAGUGUACGCGAACCAAAGACAGUUACGAGUCCACAUACGAAAAGACCAUUUGAUGGAACGCAAGUUCAAGUGUAUUCCGCUGGAUGAUACCGAACAAACAAACAACGAAGAAGAAGAAGCAAACAAUGUUGUCGCUAGUGAAAAUAUUAAGGAAGAUCCUGAGAAUAACCUCGACUAUGAAAUUAAAUUUGAACUUCUUGAGAUAGUUGAGGAAGCUUUACCAUACGAGGGGGUUGAAACUGAAGAUGAAUCGGAGAUCGUAGAGAAGAAGGUUGAAUCAGAAAAGAAAAGAGAAAUGGAAAAGAAGACUGAAACUGAAAAGCAAGUAGAGAUUGCCAAAGAGACUGAGAUUGGAGAAAAAUCAGGAAUUGGAGAGAAUGCUGAGACUGAAGAUAAGUUAGACACGGAAGACGAGGAUGGACCUGGAGAUUUAAUCAUUGUUGAACAACCUGACACUGAAGAGCGAGCUGAAACUAUAUGGAAGCCCCAAAAAUUCCCAACACAAACGUAUCCAAUUAGUACACAGUUGCAGCAAUUGCGGUUUGGUGUUAGAGAAAUUUUGGAGAAUUCCAAUGCUACCGCCAUUCGGUGCAGAGGCAAUAUUGGCUACGCUUGCUGCUUCUGCAAAUCCCAGUUCCCAGUGCCUGGGGACUUGAAACGACACAACAGAGAGAAACAUUACACAAAUAUAGCAACUUUCAUGCAAAAGAAGGACAUGUCGAAGUUUUUCAUCAAAAUGGACAUCACUAUGUUAGAAUGCAAUUUGUGCAAACAAAACUUCGACAAUAUGAAACAGCUGAUAUCUCAUUUGAGAGACACUCAUAAUAAGGAUAUUUGCUAUGAAUUACAAAAGCGAAUACUACCGUUUAAGUUUGACAAGGAGGAUCUGUACUGUUGCGACUGUACGAAGAUAUUCCAGAACUUCAAAGUGCUGCAGGAGCACAUGUACAUCCACUAUUCGAACUACAAGUGUGACGUGUGCAACACCGGCUUCGUCACCAGAAACGCCCUCCUCAAUCACAAAGCAUCUCACGAAACCGGAGAAUUUAAAUGCGAUCAUUGCCCGAGGGUCUACAACACGCUGUUGAAGAAGAGGUCGCACGAGAAAUUCGUGCACGGCGCAGGAAAGUUGAGGAGCAAAUGCGGCUACUGCGGGAUUCGCAUGAACAACGCCCUCACCAGGGAGCUGCAUUACGUAGAAGUGCACGGAAUACCCAGAACCAGAGCCGCGGUGUAUACAUGCCAAACAUGCAACCGGUCUUUCAAUGACAACUAUCUUUUGAUCGCACACACUCAACGAUUCCACCAAAGGGUUAAACCACACAAAUGUGACUUUUGCGAAAGGAGCUUCUUCACGACUAGGGAGCUGGCGAAGCAUUCGUUGAAACAUACCAGCAUAGAGGAGUACUCGUGUGAUGAAUGUUCCAAGACGUUUACACGAAAAACCGCGCUGUUAGAGCAUAAGAGAGAACAUAGGAAAGACAGGCGAUUCAAGUGCACAUUUUGCGAUAAGGACUUCCUUAGGAAAUGGAGUUUGAAACUCCACAUGCGGAACAGACACGGAGUUAAUAUGGCGACUGUACCAGACACCACAGGCUAG
Messenger RNA from Pectinophora gossypiella (pink bollworm), 2064 nucleotides. Its product is annotated as zinc finger protein 62 homolog. The coding region runs from base 1 to 2064 and encodes 687 amino acids. The transcript has 4 exons. Gene Ontology annotation, molecular function: RNA polymerase II cis-regulatory region sequence-specific DNA binding; DNA-binding transcription factor activity, RNA polymerase II-specific. The record is from RefSeq and is a predicted model, not a curated record. NCBI's taxonomy places the organism in Eukaryota, Metazoa, Arthropoda, Insecta, Lepidoptera, Gelechiidae.